CAGGUAGGAGAGCGUCUCACCUGAGCGCGUGCGCUCUCUCUCUCUCUCUCUCUCUCUCUCUCAUACACACACACACACAUACACACACAUUCAGAGAAUAAUGGGGGGAGAAGAAAUCAGGAGAACCAGGAGAAACAGCAGAAGACCCUUUUUUACAGUUCUCCUGCUCUUUAUCCACAUAGACGGAAUAGUCACUCAAGAUCUGUUCCAUGAACAAACAUCAAACCUGAAGGAUUUCCAGAUUGUCAUUCCUCAGCUUGUGCACAAACGAUGGCAGAGACAUGACAAGAGUACGAGAACAUACGAGCAGACAACAGAUUCAGGGAGUUUGACCUACUCAAUUAAGAUUGAUAACACUGUUCAUCUCUUACAUCUAACCAAAAACAAAGACUUUUUAUCUCCUGAUUUCACGGUGGUCUCGCACGAUGUGCGUCGAAACGCUAUGAAAAAGCACAAAGAGAAACCUGUGUUGUGUCAUUACUACGGCCGAGUCUCGGGUUAUGAGGAAUCUCUGGUGGCUCUAAGCACCUGUGAUGGACUCAGGGGUGUCAUUUUCAUGGGGAACAAGAGUUAUGCCCUGGAACCUGCUUUACAUGCAAAAAACAACGAGCACAUCCUGUUUCCUGUGGAAAGCAGCAAGUCGGAGCCAUUUGUGUGUGGAGUAGACACUGAGCAUGAUUUUCAUGGCUCCCGUGACCACACCUUGUUUAUGGACACAUUUUUACGGAAAAAGCGCAACCUUCCUCAGACCAGAUACGUGGAGCUGGCAUUAGUCGUGGACAAUCUGAGGUUUAAAUUGAUGAACAGCAACGUUGUGGCCGUGAGGAAUCAAAUGGUGCAGCUGGCCAAUUUACUGGACACGUACUACCAGCAGCUGAAUAUUCGUAUCGUCCUGGUGGGCCUGGAGAUUUUCAAUACGAGCAACCCGUUUGAUGUGACAGGAAAUGCCGUAGAUGUUUUAGGAAGCUUUGUCAGUUGGAGGAAAAGUAAUCUGUUGCCACGGGUCAGGAACGACAUGGCCCAGCUCAUCGUGGGUCUUUCGGGAGCGUACAGCGGAGGGAUCUUGGGCAUGGCUUACGUCGGCACUGUUUGCUCAGCAGGCAGCGGCGGUGGAAUUAGCGUGUUCAGUGACAAUGGUAUACAGUAUUAUUCCACGAUUCUGGCUCACGAGAUGGGACACAACCUGGGGAUGAACCAUGACACCUCGUCCUGCCAGUGUGGAGGAAACACCUGCAUCAUGUACCCCACCGCCACCGGAUCGACUUUGUUCAGCCAGUGCAGCGAUAACGAUUUUGAGAAUCUGGUCCAGCGUGGAGGAGGCGUGUGUCUGCUGAAUCAGCCAUCUCCGGAAAACGUCAUCUCCAUACCCACGUGCGGCAACCAGAUCCUGGAGGGAACCGAGGAGUGCGACUGUGGACCGCCACAGACAUGCAAUAAUAAAUGUUGUGAUGCAGCUACAUGCACUUUCACAAAGGGUUCAGCCUGUGCUGCUGGAGUCUGCUGCAAAGACUGUCAGGUGCUGGUGUCUGGAACGCCCUGCAGAGUGUCAGUGAACGAGUGCGACCUGCCUGAGUACUGCACCGGCCAGUCUGGUUUCUGCCCUCCAGACACCUACCUAAUGGACGGUCUGACCUGCCAGAACAACAGCGCCUACUGCUACGAGGGCCGGUGCCAGACCCUGGACUACCAGUGCAAGCAGCUCUUCGGCCCAACCGCAACAAAAGCUGAUGAUAAAUGCUUUAGCUACGUGAACACACUGGGCACCGGUUUUGGAAACUGUGGUUACUCCAGGUCCAGUUUUGCCCCAUGUUCAGUGGCUAACUCCAUGUGUGGGAAGAUCCAGUGCACAAACUUUGACACUAACUUCCCCCCGCCUGGGGCAAUCAUCAGCAUCCAGAACAUAGCACCAGGGAUCUCAUGCAGGAACGCUGACUUCAACAUGGGACCCGAUGUUCUGGACCCGGGAUAUGUCAAAAAAGGGACUGUCUGCGCUGUAAAUAAAGUCUGCCUGAACUUCAACUGUGUGAAUUCAUCAGUGAUGACACAGGGACAGAUGUGUAACGCUGUAAGGGACUGCAACAGCAAUGGGGUGUGUAAUAACUUGGACCACUGUCACUGUAACAAUGGCUGGGCUCCGCCUUACUGCAACACAUGGGGCAGAGGAGGCAGUAUAGAUAGCGGACCUGCUCAGAUCGAUUACUCGCUGAGGAAUGGCCUGCUGAUCUUCUUCCUGUUGGUGCUGCCCAUUCUGGUGCUGGCGGUGUUUGGUUUUCUGUAUGUGUUCAGGCGGGACUCACUAAAUAGAUGCUUCAGGAGCCGACGGUCCACACGCCGCAGGACUAAUGAAGCGAAUGCUCAGAGUAACAACCAGCCAAGCGGAAACGUACAACGUCCAACACGUCCUCCUCCACCCUCACAAUAUCCACAGUAUCCAUCUCCCACCUCUGGUGCUCAGGCAAGUUCUAACAGUCAAGGUUUGGGUGGCGUGCAGCCUGCAGUUUGGACUUCUCAGCUUCCCAGAAAUGGACCCGGAGUACCCCGACCCAUUCCACCCAGAAACGUUGUCACCUGAGCAAACUCUGGAUGUGAACAAGGAUGUUUGUGAAAUCGCUCUCCCAGUGAAGGAGUGUCAUGUUCAUUUCUAGUUUUAUGUAACGUACAGCAAUAUUGUCAGAAAUGAUUCUAAAUGUGUUUUUAAAUGUUGUUUGUUAAAUAUUUGAUGAAGGUUGUUUUUUUUGGUACACCAUUCAAUUUUUUUACAAUUUAAAAUGUGCAUAUAAGUAAGCGUAUAAAUCCUUUAAAUUAAUUACAAAUUCUUUAAUAAAUCCAUGUUUUAAGAUAUAAAUUGAUGUUGAUUCGUUACCUGCCAAAUAUUGUGUAAUAAGGUUUCAGUGUGCUCAUUUAACUCCAUAGUGCAUUGAGCUCCUGUUACACCUAGUGGUCAAACACAAGAGGCACUAAUGUUGUGUACUGGGGUAGGAAUCACACACACACAAAUGAAGUUCCUGUUUACAUUUACGGCAUUUGGCAGACAACCUUAUUCAGAGUUACUUACAUUUUUAUUUCAAUUUAUACAACUCAGUAAUUAAGGGUUAAGGGCCUUGCACAGGGUCCCAUCAAUGGCAACUGAACGGACCUGGGAUUUGAUCUCAUGACCUUCUGAUCAGUAGUCCAAUGCCUUGUCACAAUAUUUAUGUCUGUACUUUUGAGAGUCACAAACAGCUGGAACCAAAUUUCUUGUGUGUGUCAACACCCUUGGCCAAAUAAACCCGAUAUUGAUUCUGA
Molecule: messenger RNA, 3285 nt
Organism: Tachysurus vachellii
Lineage: Eukaryota; Metazoa; Chordata; Actinopteri; Siluriformes; Bagridae
Gene: adam9b
Exons: 22
Coding region: 101-2572 (823 amino acids)
Biological process (GO): proteolysis
Cellular component (GO): plasma membrane
Molecular function (GO): metalloendopeptidase activity
Source: RefSeq, a predicted model, not a curated record